UGUAAACAAUAUGAUGUUGAACGACCCUUCUCUUCUGAUCUCUCUUUCUGAGCAGUGAUAGUUGGAAUCUUCCGGCAACCUCUUUAAAGGGGCCGGAAUUAUAGCAUGUAUACUUCCGGUAAACGUGGUACCCCUUAGGCCAUUGAACGGCGAACGAUAGUCCCGGCCGGUUCAUCAAGUAUGGGGAUGACGAGAGUCACGCGCACAAACUUCUGCCUCGAGUUCACACAAUCAGAGAGAGUGAUUGAAUUGCUGGGUCUGAAUUACGGGUAUAAAGAUGGCCUCUAUUACAUCAAGAGUUCUAGCAACUUGGGUUGUUACGCCAGCAUCCGCUACGGCGAAGACGUACUUUGCGGAGUGCGCAUCAAUCCCAUGGAGUACUCCCAGAAGUGGCGCCUGACCCAAGUCAACCAGUCAGAUGCUAGCGGCCGCCCUCAGUUCUUCUGCGCUCUCACCAAGGAGGAGGAUAAUGGCUCAUUGGGCGUGAAAGCUAUCAAAAACUCCGAACCUGUCUAUUCCAUCACCGGCUCGCAUUCCUGGUUCCUCAGGCAGAAUGAAGAGGGUUACACGAUCGGCCUGAUCGCGCAUGAAAACGCGAAUGAAAUUGAGUACACUUGGUGCCUCGGCAAUGACUACGAGCCGGUGCGUGCACAUCCCUUUUUCGUAAAGUGUCUCUGCUUAACCAGCGCAGAUCGUGAUCAGCAUGCGGGGCUUCGUUGAUCCCCAGAUCUGGCAAUUCGUGUCCGCAGAAUAAGCGCUGGGAUGCAGAUACUCGCGUCAUGUACUUGUUUUAUUUUUGAAAUCGGAUAGUUGUUGUACCAUCAGUUUACGCAAAUGC
Suillus clintonianus is the source of this 838-nucleotide messenger RNA. RefSeq lists its product as uncharacterized. The transcript is spliced from 6 exons. The record is from RefSeq and is a predicted model, not a curated record. The coding region runs from base 181 to 720 and encodes 179 amino acids. Lineage: Eukaryota; Fungi; Basidiomycota; Agaricomycetes; Boletales; Suillaceae.